AUUCUACCCUAGAUUAAUUGACGCAUCACGUUAGAAUGAAACGUAUUUGAUGAAAGAUGAAAGAAAAAAUGUCUAAUUGGCCUGUUGACGUUGGUAUUCUGGCUGUCGAAAUUUACUUUCCAUGUCAUUAUGUCGAUCAAGCGGAACUAGAAGAAUUUGAUGGAGCCUCGACUGGAAAGUAUACGAUUGGUUUGGGACAAACUACCAUGGCAUUUUGCACUGAUAGAGAAGAUGUCCACUCACUUUGUCUUACAGUAGUUGAAAGGUUAAUGGAAAAGCAUAGGAUUUCUUAUACGGAUAUAGGAAGGCUGGAAGUCGGAACCGAGACAUUGGUAGAUAAAUCGAAAUCGGUUAAGACUGUCCUAAUGCAAUUAUUCGAACGGUCGGGAAAUUCAGAUGUUGAGGGUGUCGAUUCCACGAAUGCUUGCUAUGGAGGAACAGCUGCUUUAUUUAAUUGCGCGAAUUGGCUCGAGUCAAGCGCCUGGGAUGGCAGAUAUGCGCUAAUGGUUGCUUCUGAUAUUGCCGUCUAUCCCAGAGGAAAUGCUCGUUGCACCGGCGGAGCGGGUGCUGUUGCAUUUCUUCUCGGCCCUAAUGCCCCUUUGAUCCUUGAAAGAGGAACUCGAAGUACUCAUAUGCAGCAUGCAUAUGACUUCUAUAAACCUAAUAUGACUUCUGAAUAUCCUUUGGUUGACGGUAAACUAUCUGCUGCAUGCUAUUUGGUUGCACUUGACAAAUGUUACAAGUUGUAUAAAAAGAAAUAUUACGCAAAACAUUCCAAAUCUUUUACUGUUUUUCAAGCUGACGCCUUUUUGUUUCAUACCCCGUAUUGUAAACUUGUGCAAAAAUCGUUUGCCCGUCUUGUUAUGAAUGAUGUUGUAGACGGGCAACAUAAUAAUUGGCCAAGUUUAGAGAGUCAUAAAGAUGUAGAAUUGAGUGAAACAUUCUUUAAUAAAGAAAUUGAAAAAGCAGCCAUGAAAGCAAGUCUAAAAAUGUUUGAAGAAAAGACAAAACCGUCUUUAAAUCUUUCCACCAGAAUAGGGAACAUGUACACUGCAUCCUUAUAUGGUGCCCUUAUUUCUUUUCUAAUAUCCCAUAGCGCUGAAAAGUUAAUUGGAAAGAGAAUUGUUCUUUUCUCUUACGGUUCAGGACUUUCUUCGACAAUGUUUAGCAUCAGAGUUGGUGAUAAAAUGAACCAAUUGAAACGAUUGUACACGGGUAUUUCGGACGUUGUCAGCCGAUUAGACAGUCGGACAAAAAUCGAUCCAGCUGUCUUUGACGAGAUUAUGGCAUUGAGGGAGAUUACUUGCCAUACAGCUCCACAUAGCCCCGUGGCUGAUGUAGCAGCAUUUUUCCCCGGAACUUGGUAUCUUACCAAUAUCGACGAAACAUAUCGUAGAAAAUACGAAAGAAAGCCUCUAGAUGGAACAGAUAGCGAUCAAUCAAAAACUUCAUUGAGAUUACUCUAACAAUUUUUACUUUUUUAUAUUCUUUUCAUAUAUUUUUGUCUAUUUUUUAAAAAGAUAUUAAAAAAAAAAUACUAGAAUGCACUAAUACUUUUUUUCUCUUUCUAUCUUUUUAACAUUCUUUUAACUUUGCAGAAAUUAAUCCUAUGCAAAUGUUAAUUAUAAUUGGUUUGUUAUUUCAUAAUGUGCUUGUUACAUUAAACAUGAAUAUAACUUUUACAAUCUGUACUUGCUUAAAUAAAAAAAAAACCGUCUGUGAAUACAGACAUAUACACUCACACGCACAUAUAUACAUAUACAUAUAUAUAUGUAUAUAUGUACACAAUUGAUUUUAAAGUGCAAGUUUUUUUUACUGACGUUGCAUCUUUUAUUCUUGAUUAAUAUAAGGAAAGAUAUAAAAACACAAAACUUUUUAAAACACACAGCGACAUCUGUAGUGUACGUAUUCUCUAUCAUUGCUCUUUAUUUUUGACUAUUUGACUAAAAAUACGAUAAAACUGGCGGAAAAUUAAUACCGCUUUGUCUACCACAUGAUCCAUUUAACCGGAUUUGACUGCUGAGGGUCAGGAGUGGGAGGAGUGGAUUCAAAUUCGAAGUUUGGUGUAGCCUUUAAUAAAACGGCUCCUACGUUACUGUAUUCACCAUUUUCUGGUAGUUUAAAGAGGGUUCUCCAAAUCUUCUUGUGAAUGUUAAACACUUCAAUUUCGACCACUGCAUCGCCUUUGGCGGAUUUCCCCCCUAAUACCAUUAUAUUAUCUCCAAGUACUACGGUAGCGGCAGAAUAUCUACCAAUGUUUAACGAGGGUAAAGUUAAAUUCCAAGGACAAAUGAUAUCCGCCCUCCGCCUCCUGUCAGCUAACGUAACCUGGUGAGUAAAUGCGUCAACUUUCGCUUCAACGCGCUUAGUUUCGCCCCCUUCUAAUUGUCGGCUAAGACCACCAAUGAAGUAAAGAACACCAUCGACAAUAACCAUACAAUGCCUCUCGAGACUUCUGCGUAUUUUGUGUGGGUAGUCGUCGUCCAAUUCUGACCACUUAAGGCUCUCGUAACACCAAAAGUUGUUUUUAGUUUGUUUGGCAUGAACACCGCCAGAAACGUAAACGAAAUCUCGUCUGUUCUUCUCAGUACCAAUUAUAGCCAAUCCUACUCGGGGUCCGGGUAAUAAACCCAUUUUCGUCCACUGAUCUGUAAUUGGGUUAUAAAUUUCGCAGCUGGCCGUCACCCUUCCGUCGGAUUUUCUGCCUCCGGCUAUGUAGAUACGAUUUCUAACUAUUGUCGACGCAAAUCUGGAUCUCGGAGUCAGCAGAGGGGAACACUGGUUCCAAUCGUUCUUAACUGGAUCAUAAAUAUCAACAUCUGCCAAUGUGCGAACCUGAUCCGGGUCGCUAAUGUUCAAACCCCCUAUAAUAUAUAAUUUAUCAUCUAGCGAGCAGACCUCAAAAUCCUUUCUAUCUUGUAUAGUCUUCCACUUUUCUAUGUGAACAUAAUCAUCAACUAUAACCUCACUGUCGCCAUGACCGACUUGUAAAACUUUUAACCAAUGCGCCAGACCGUCGCCGGACUUAUCUACUAGAAGGAUGUAAGAGUUUUCCAUUUCCUUGUGGUUGUUAGUAGAAGCCUCCUGAACGGCCGGAAGCCGUAUUUGCGACCUCUCGUUGGCGCAAUCACAAAAUUUUGACGCCUCCGAAGGAGUAUGAUAAGAACUGACUGUAUAAGUGUAUUGCCCAUCCUUUAUCAAAGGGAAUACAGUGUCGGAAUCCGAUGAAAGUUGUCUCCCAUAUUCAGCCAUUUGUUUACUAAAUCACCGUUCAGCUUUAUCAACUUUUGAUCGAUAUAUACGUUGUAUAAAUUAAUAAUAUAUAUAAAAAUUGUAUGUAACUGAUAUCUUUAGAUAUUUUUAUUAUCAGGUAACACUAUUUGAAAAUCACAUUUGUUGGCAUUAGAAAAAUAAAAACUCGAGUUUGGGCUGACAUGCAGAUGGUGCGUCCAUUCUGGCGUCCAUCUGUUGCUGGCUAUAGCAAGGCUUUGAGAUUUUUACAAAGAAACGCGUAUUAUGUUUCACGUUCGCUACAACUGACAUAUCAAUUGCCCAUUCAAGCGAUGAAUGACUGCUGCACAACCUAGCUUUCAGACGGAAUAAAAGCCGCUUAUCUUUACAUAUAUUGACACGAUAACCGAACUUAAUGUGUAAAAGAGAAAAAAAAUGUAUGUAUAGGCCUAUUGACUGCGUCUGUUCAAUUUCUAAGUAGAGUUGAAUAGGUUACGGG
This is a messenger RNA of Dimorphilus gyrociliatus, 3730 nucleotides long. Lineage: Eukaryota; Metazoa; Annelida; Polychaeta; Dinophilidae. The record is from the annotation of a GenBank genome assembly.